This is a messenger RNA of Acomys russatus (golden spiny mouse), 1491 nucleotides long. RefSeq names its product acidic mammalian chitinase. The record is from RefSeq and is a predicted model, not a curated record. Gene Ontology annotation, molecular function: chitin binding; chitinase activity. The transcript has 11 exons. The coding region runs from base 22 to 1491 and encodes 489 amino acids. Gene Ontology annotation, biological process: chitin catabolic process; carbohydrate metabolic process. Lineage: Eukaryota; Metazoa; Chordata; Mammalia; Rodentia; Muridae. Gene Ontology annotation, cellular component: extracellular region.
UAGGUCUGGCCCUUCUGCUGAAUGCUCAUCUGGCUUGAUCACCUAAGAAUUUUAAAUUCUCAUCUACUGGGCUUCAUGGGUCCACUGAGCUUCAUGAACUGGUCUGCCUACAAUCUGAUAUGCUACUUCACCAACUGGGCCCAGUAUCGGCCAGGCUUGGGGAGUUUCAAGCCUGAUGACAUCAACCCCUGCCUGUGUACUCACCUGAUCUACGCCUUUGCUGGGAUGCAGAACAAUGAGAUCACCACCAUAGAAUGGAAUGAUGUUACUCUCUACAAAGCUUUCAAUGGCUUGAAAAACAGGAACAGCAAUCUGAAAACCCUCCUGGCAAUUGGGGGUUGGAACUUUGGAACUGCUCCUUUCACUGCCAUGGUCUCCACUGCUCAGAACCGCCAGACCUUCAUCAAUUCAGUCAUCAGAUUCCUGCGUCAGUAUGGGUUUGAUGGACUGGACCUGGACUGGGAAUACCCGGGCUCUCGUGGGAGCCCUCCUCAGGACAAGCAUCUCUUCACUGUCCUCGUGAAGGAAAUGCGUGAAGCUUUUGAGCAGGAGGCCACUGCGAGCAAUAGGCCCAGGCUGAUGGUUACUGCUGCUGUAGCUGCUGGCAUUUCUAAUAUCGAGGCUGGCUAUGAGAUCCCAGAACUUUCCAAGUAUCUAGAUUUCAUCCAUGUCAUGACAUAUGACCUCCAUGGGUCCUGGGAGGGCUACACUGGAGAGAACAGUCCCCUCUACAAAUUGCCGACCGAGACUGGCAGCAAUGCUUACCUCAAUGUGGAUUACGUCAUGAAUUACUGGAGGAACAAUGGAGCCCCAGCUGAGAAGCUCAUUGUUGGAUUCCCAGAGUAUGGACACACCUUCAUCCUGAGCAACCCUUCUGUUAAUGGAAUUGGCGCUCCCACCUCUGGGGCUGGCCCUGAUGGGCCCUAUACCAGGCAGGCUGGGUUCUGGGCCUACUAUGAGAUUUGCACCUUCCUGAGAAAUGGAGCCACUGAGGUCUGGGAUGCUCCUCAGGAAGUGCCCUAUGCCUAUAAGGGCAACGAAUGGGUUGGCUAUGACGAUAUCAGGAGCUUCAGUGUCAAGGCUCAGUGGCUUAAGCAGAACAAUUUUGGAGGUGCCAUGAUCUGGGCCAUUGACCUUGAUGACUUCACUGGCUCUUUCUGUAACCAGGGCAAAUUCCCACUUACCUCUACUCUGAACAAAGCCCUCGGAGUGUCCACUACAGGUUGCACAGCCCCUGACCUUCCUACUGAGCCAGUGACUUCUCCUCCAGGAGGUGGGAGUGGGAGUGGGGGUGGGAGUGGCAGUGGGGGUGGGAGCUCUGGAGGAAGCACUGGAGGCAGUGGAUUCUGCGCUGACAAAGCCGAUGGCCUCUACCCUGUGGCCGGUGACAGAAAUGCUUUCUGGCACUGCCUGAAUGGAAUCACAUACCAGCAGCACUGUCAGGCAGAACUUGUCUUUGAUCCCAGCUGUAAUUGCUGCAACUGGCCGUGA